This is a messenger RNA of Drosophila santomea, 5904 nucleotides long. RefSeq lists its product as uncharacterized. Gene Ontology annotation, molecular function: [heparan sulfate]-glucosamine 3-sulfotransferase activity. NCBI's taxonomy places the organism in Eukaryota, Metazoa, Arthropoda, Insecta, Diptera, Drosophilidae. Bases 1424 to 3265 code for a protein of 613 amino acids. The record is from RefSeq and is a predicted model, not a curated record. The transcript has 9 exons.
UGCAGAGCAGACGUGCGCUGCUGCCUCUGCGAAAUCCUCGCUCUCGGGCAGCUGUAUACAACCAACACAUGGCCAACACACGGACACUCACACAAACACGCAAUCCGACACGCACACCUGUACACCCAGCGCGCGCGCAAAUCGCCGAAAUUACAGCAAAGCGAAACGGAAAAUGCUUAAAUGUCCACGUGAAACGUGAAACAGUGCACAAAAUAAUCGAAUAACGAAAACAAAUCGAAUCUGUGAAAUUAAAGUGGAGUUCUUGUCUUUUUUUUGGAAAAAAUCAAUGCCGUUAAUCGACGCACACGGAUACACACAUAAACGCACACGUGUGCUUCAAAAGCCAAAACACACCGAUACACCAAAACACACACACACGUGCAUACAUAAGGCCUAACAAAGUGAAAGUAACGAAAUUAGCAGCACAAUUUUGCAACAACAGCAAAAACAAGAAGUAGUUUAGGGCUAAAAUAUAAGCAGACAAAAAACAAGCGGCAACAGCAGCCGCCAACGCAAAAACAACCUGAGCGAGCAAGAUAAACACGCAAAACAAAGCGAACUGGGUCAGUGAGCGAAAAGGAGGCGAAGACGAGAGGAGGAGGAGGAGACGGAGGACGAGGAGGAGAAGGAGCGGCAAGGAGGAGCACGAAAAGCUGCCACAAUGUUGCAUGUGCUGCAGCCAAAGUGUAGCAUACUUAAUGGGGCAAAGGGUGCGUUGCCCAAGCGGAAACUAACUUUCGUAGUUUAAAGCCAUUUGCCAGACAAUAGACGAUGGCUCCGGGCAACAUCAGCAGCAGCAGCAGCAGCAGCAGCCAAAUCGGACGAGGCCAUUAUGGCUUUAAUCCCAGGAAAGGAGCAACAACAGCCACAUCAGCAGCAGCAGCAGCAAAUACAAUUACAGAACAACAAUAAGGUUAGGACCUGGUGCCACCAAUGCUGAUGAUGUUGAUGAUGUUGAUGAUGAUGAUGAUGUUAGGAAACUUCCGUUUUGCUUGCCCGGUCGGAAAUGAGGCUCAAUAUGUCGCCCAGUCACAGGUUAGCCUUCCAGCGCUGUGAGCAGUGACCUCGAACGCAUAGAGCCGAAGGAAUCCCAGCCCCUCGAUUGCCUGGAAUUUAAUUAAAGCGCAAAAAAACACGAAACGAAACUCCUGCGAUAAGGGUCGAAACAAAAGAGCAGUUUCCCCUGCCCCCCAAGGAGGUGGAGGAGGUGGAGGCGGCGUGGGUGUGUCGGUGGGUUGGCCCAUAAAUCUAACCGCCCACCAGCAAUCCAGCUAUCCGACCAUCCGGCAGCAACCCAUGUUGCACGUUGCUGCAAUCGAGCUGGCCCACGUCCACUGGCCAAUUAGCUGCUGCAACAGCCGAGAGCGGCUAUCGUUUGGGCUCCAUUGAACGCGUUCUCCAGCCGAGCGCAGCUGCCUCUCUGAUGACUGCCGCCAAAAGACGUGCGAGCAGCAGCAACAGCAGCAGCGGCAGCAGCAGCGGCAGCAGUAAUGGCAACGAGCAGCACUCCCAGCAGCAACAUCUGCAGCUGCAGCAGCAGCAACAGCAGCAGACGCAGCCAAACGAGUACCAACAGUUGCUGCAGCAUCCCCACCUUCACUACCAGCAACACUACAGCGGCAACAGCAACAGCAACAGCAACAGUAGCGGCAGCAACAGUGGCAGCAACACGCAGCAAUACCACCAGAGACAGCAGCAACAUCAGGCGACACUGCGCGAUUGCUCCGUCAAAUUGCCGCUGGAUAUCCUAUGGCUACCGAAAUCGGCAAUGCGGCCGGCGGGUCCUGAUACCUCGCCCACGGACUGCAUCCUGGUGGUGGGCGUGUCCCGUCCCAAAUUGGCCGUCGUCUUCCUUACGGUCAUGUUGAUCUCACUGUUCCUCACCUUCCACGUCCUGUACGACAGUGCCGUGUACAACAUCCAAGCGGCACAGGCUGUCCACGAAAGGCAUCGACUAUCCAUGGCCGCCUCCGCAUCAUCACUGGCAUCCUCCUCCUCCUCCUCAUCCUCGUCGUCGUCCAGUUCCAACGGCAACUCAUUCUCCUCCGCCGGCGGUGGUGGCGCAUCCAAUCAUCUGCCGGUGUUCGUGAAGCCCGUGCCCAGCUCCAAUCAGCUCAGCCAUCCGAUGGUCUUUCCCUCCAGCCGUGUGCACUUUCCCAAAACCAGUCGACGUUUGCCACAGGCACUCAUCAUCGGUGUGCGAAAGUGUGGAACACGGGCGCUGCUGGAGAUGCUCUACCUGCAUCCGCGUAUCCAGAAGGCCGGCGGCGAGGUGCACUUCUUCGACCGGGACGAGAAUUACCUGAAGGGUCUGGAGUGGUAUCGCAAGAAGAUGCCGCACUCAUUCCGUGGCCAGAUCACCAUCGAGAAGAGUCCCAGCUACUUUGUGUCGCCAGAGGUGCCGGAACGCGUCCGGGCCAUGAAUGCGAGCAUCAAGCUGCUGCUGAUUGUCCGGGAGCCGGUGACCCGGGCCAUUUCGGACUACACGCAGCUGCGUAGCCAUGCGGCCACUGCCAUUCUGCCGUUGGCCGACAAGGAUCCACCUACUCCAAGGGAGAGUUCGGGCGGUGGAGCAGGUGGUGGAGGAAGUGGAGGAAGUGGGACCGCAGCUGCCAAGAUGCCAACACAAUCACUGCUGUAUGCCAAACUGCAGUCGGCCCGUGGCUAUGACAAUGCCCUGGUGGGCGGCAGUGGGGCGGGCGCCAAGGAGACCAAAGGCAGAACGGUAUCUUCUUCGCUGGCCAGGAGACAGGCAGUGUCGGGCAGUGUUGGCGGCGGUGUCGUUGGAGCUGCGAUGACCACGACUACAAUGUCGCCAAUGGCGAGCGCCGCCCAAAUGGCAGCCAAGUCCUUUGAGGAGCUGGCCAUAUUUCCCAAUGGCACCGUUAACGAGGCUUAUCGACCGCUCAGCAUCUCCAUGUACCAUGUCCACCUCCAUCGCUGGCUGGAGGUCUUUCCGCGGGAGCAGCUACUGGUGGUCAAUGGGGAUCGCCUCAUCGAGGAUCCGGUUUCUCAGCUGAAACGCAUCGAGGCCUUCCUGGGCAUUGAGCAUCGGGUGAAUAGCGAGCACUUCUACUUCAACGAGACCAAGGGCUUCUACUGUCUGCGCUACGACAACGGGGAUCGCUGUCUCCGGGAGACGAAGGGCAGGAAGCACCCGCAUGUGGAUCCCGUGGUGGUCUCCAGAUUGCGAAAGUUCUUCGCCGAGUACAAUCAGCGAUUCUACGAGCUGGUGGGCGAGGAUCUCGGCUGGCCGGAGGAGUAAAUUGGCUGGCCUGGCUGCCAAUAAAUCUGCAGUUGGUCAAACGUUUGGGUCACAGUGCAGCCAAUUUAAUUACAAGGAAAAGCGGUCGAUGGCAAAAAAAGAAAAAAACGUGCAAAGUUUUCCAGGACUUUCAUUUGCCCUUUUCCGUUGCACACUUUUGCGGGAGGCGGAGCGCAGUAUUUCUGCCUGGCCGAGUCGAGCUACUCUGACAGUUCAAUUAUGUGCGCGUAUUGAAAAAUUGCAUUCCUAUUUUCCCGGGCCAGCCCAGCCACCCACUUGCCAUCCCCAUACCCGUCCCCAACCCGAUCCCCAUCACAAUCACCAUCACCAUCACCACAUGCAAAUUUGCCUUUGCAGCAGCAAAGAACCAGCGAAGGAACAAGGAUCCGCAUAAAAAAAAUAUAUACUAAAAUAAACUGCACGCAUUUUGCUGUGCAGCAGGCCAUGAAAAUGUGUGUGCAUGAAUGGGGCAUACAUGUCGUAUAUACAUAUAUACAAUAUACAUAUAGUACGAGUAUAUAUGUAGCGAAAUGAAAAGCAAUAUCUACAUGAUGUUCGAACUUCGAAGGUUACACGUUUUCUACGUCUGUUUGUGUUCUACAUAUUCAUUCUCCCUCUUCGUGCGUGCAUAUGUGUGCGUGUGUGUGUGUGAGUGAAUAAGAGUGAAUAGGAGUGAACAGUUCGAGAGGAUAAAAAUUAAUUAAGCAACUAAAUGUGAUUUUAUAGCAUGUAAGCAUAGGACAAAUUGAAAAUGAUUGCGAUGGGUGCUUGUGGAUAUACAUAUAUGCAGAUGAACGAUGCAGGAGAGGGGGAGAGAGGGAUAUGGAUAUGGAUAUGGAUAUGGAAAUUAGGAGUGAAGUGGCAAUUCAAAAUGUAUUUAGACUAACAGUCGGCUGAAUUAAAUGUGUGCGUACAGAAACAUGAGCAAAACUAAACAUAUCACGUUUAUCAUAGCAUUGCAUAGUAAAUAGUAUAUAGUAUAAUAUAGUGUAGUUUAUACACAACAUACAUAUCAGGGGUACUCGAGGUCCUCAAGCAACUUGAAUACUGAAUAUGAUUGAACUAAUGCAAUUGGUGCGUAUGUUACAUAUCAAAAGCUAAACCAACCAUGAAAUCGAAACAUAUCAGCUGCAAACGUCGGCAAAUAUACAAAAGAAAUAAAUAUACAAGCCUCUCUAUAUAUAUAUAUAUAUGAAUAACGUAUCGUAGGCAGUAAGUCGAGCAUCAAAUUUGUUGUAAAUGACUUUGAUUUUGACCUAGUUUGUAGUGAGCGAUGUGUCACGGAAUCGUCAUAGACAAACUUCUAGUUGAAUAUAGCCGUAUUCUAGGUUAAUAUCGCACUGCCUAAAACAAAGAAUAGUUAUGUCUGUUUAGAUAAUUAUACUGCACCCACUUAGUGUUAGGUUUAUCAAAGAUAGUUUUUUAAUGCAUUUUUAAGCCAGAUUAUUUUGUAUUCCUAACGAGAGAAAUCCAUAUCAAUUACGGCAACUCUACCUAUAGAUACACAUAUUAAAUAUAUAUAUAUAUAUAUAUGUACACACACUUAUCAGCUGUUUGGCUAACGUUUAAACAUUUCAUAUGCAUAUCAAACUCAAUGUGAAAAACUUAACCUAGGCUAAUACUUUCCGUGACGAUCCAUUUCCAUCCAAUUUCGGUUUACACAAACUUAUACACACAGACACUGUCCAUGGAGAUAUGUGUACGUAUUAAUACCUAUUAGGUUUGAGUACCAGUUCAUAGGGAUCUUCAGCACAGAGCUCGACUAGCGCUUAAUCAAUACUAAACAGAAAAUAGACUAUGGAAUGUAUAAACUUUGUUUUUACAGUGCAUCUCCUCAUAUACAUCCAAUGCUGAUCUCCUAGCGACAAUGGAACCACGAAACAAAUGAAACAAACCAAGCAAUAUAAAUUCAAAGCAAGACUGAAGGUCCUCCGCAGAAUAUUUUAUUCUCCUACUUAUUUUUUUUUUUGUGUCAGUCACUGAGUUGUAUUGAAUUGUGUAAACCAAGCGAAAACAAAUAUAGUAGCAAAGACAACGAACAUUUCUAAUUUGUUUAUAUUUUUAUACAGAUGCGUAAAGUACAUUAACCGAAAUCCAGGAAAGAAAACCCAAAAUGGAACCAAUUUCCGUUUUAAAAUAUAUAUUAUAGUAAUGCGAAAUUAUAUAUUAAUAUACUCAAACUCAAAGAGCAAUUUGUAGUCACAUUUUGUCCUCUAACUUGAACUAAGCCAAUUGCAUACGAAAUACAUAUCAAAAGUUUAACUCAACUCUAGAUCCUCCAUUGAUAUUGAUAUAUAUUGAUAUAAUUGAUAUUAUUGAUGUAUUGUCUACUUAAAUUGAACGUGCAAAACUCAACAACUAUAAUGUACCUUAAAAAUCAACUCUCUAUUUCUUUAACUUUAACUUAAACUCUAACGAUAACUCAACUCUUACAACUUAUUCAAACUUUCAAUGUACAUACAUAUAAAAAAAUAUUCCAAAAUUGAAAAAAAAAACAAACACACACACAAAAAUAAACCAACUAAUAACGAAACUAAAUCGUAUAGAAAUUCAACAAAUUGUAAGAAAACCAACAAGAAUCAACAUUUUAUGCUAUGGAAAAUUUUACGCAUGCAAUAAAUAAAUGUAAUUCGAAAAAC